ACUGUCAAGCACGAGGACGAAGGAGAGAAAGAAAGAACCGGGCCGCGCGCCCGCGGGACCGCGCACAUAGUCUAAAUCCGCUAGAUUACUAAAGCCGUGUCUCACCAAGGGAACGAUGAGCGUUGUCUUUCCUUUGCUGUUAUAGCUCACGUUAACGUACGGAGUACCGUAAGCCUCAAUGAACGGAUGAAGUGUUCAGUGGAAUACAACUACUUGGGAGGACGCCGUAUCAUCUUUUGUUUCUUUGGGUGGAAAAAGAGCCCCACGGGGGUUUUCGGGCCAGUUGGUGACCAACGACGAGCUGCGUAUUACUACUUCUUAUUAGAAUAAAGUCUUGUACCGGUGGAUAGCAGAUGCUAGGAGACGUCUACAUCCACCCUAAACUGUUCAUUUAACGUAAGGGGUUUACGAUGACCGGGGACAAAGAGCUGUUCUCCGGACCAGACACAACGGUGUCGAAGGCUAGGCUAGUUUAGGAACUAUUAUGAAAGCUAACACACUAACGUUACGUUAUCCAAGCGGGUACUUCUAACUAAUGGGACACGAGUACCGCUCCGACCACUUCUACUAAAGUCUCUCAAACUGCUCAAGCAACACUAUUCUGGAAUUCCUUUGUCAACUUUGUGAUCGAAGGACCAUAGGAAUUAGCAUGUCGUUUUUUAAUUUCCGUAAAAUCUUUAAGCUGGGAGCCGAGAAGAGGAAGAAACAGUACGAGCACGUGCGCAGAGACGAAAAUCCAGAGGAAGUAUGGGACAUAAUCGGUGAAUUGGGAGAUGGAGCCUUUGGAAAAGUGUUCAAGGCCCAAAACAAACAGACGGGAACUCUAGCUGCAGCCAAAGUUAUCGAUACAAAGACCGAGGAGGAGCUGGAAGACUACAUGGUGGAGAUUGAAAUCCUGGCCUCCUGCGACCACCCAAACAUCGUCAAACUGCUCGACGCUUUCUAUUAUGAGAGCAAACUUUGGAUCCUCAUUGAGUUCUGUGCGGGAGGGGCUGUGGAUGCAGUCAUGCUUGAACUGGAGAGACCUCUGACAGAGCCUCAGAUCAGGGUGGUGUGUCAGCAGACUCUGCUGGCCCUCGUCUACCUCCACGACAACAAAAUCAUCCACAGAGACCUGAAGGCUGGAAACAUCCUGCUCACGCUGGACGGGGACGUCAAGCUGGCUGACUUCGGUGUGUCUGCCAAAAACACCAAAACCCUGCAGAGGAGAGACUCUUUCAUUGGGACGCCUUACUGGAUGGCUCCCGAGGUGGUGAUGUGCGAGACGUCCAAGGACCGUCCUUACGACUACAAGGCGGAUGUCUGGUCCCUCGGGGUCACCUUGAUAGAGCUGGCUCAGAUUGAGCCGCCCAAUCACGAGAUGAACCCCAUGAGAGUCCUGCUGAAAAUAGCCAAGGCUGACCCUCCGACCCUGAUGCAGCCGUCCCGCUGGUCCCCAGAAUUCAGUGACUUCUUAAAGCGCUGUUUGGACAAGUAUGUGGACAACAGAUGGAGUCCCACACAACUGCUGCAGCAUCCAUUUGUGUCCAGCGUGACUGACAGCAGGCCUCUGAGGGAGCUCAUCGCUGAGGCAAAGGCUGAGGUCACAGAGGAGAUUGAAGACCACAAAGAGGAAGAAGAGGAGGAGGAGACAGAAGCGCACCUGGGCCACAAACGAGCCCCUUCCAAUAUCAGCCUCGCCAGCUCAGAGGAUGAGAAGAUCCUUCUCUCGCCGGCCAGCUUGGAGUCGGUCCCUGAGAGGGCUGAGACAGCCGUGUCCGUGCCCACACCCACCCAGCUCCUUGUGGCCAACCAUGUGGUGGACACUGGCUUUGUUGAGGAAGUCGCUUCACCUGUAGCUGAGGAGACUUCAAGUAGUCCAGAUGAGGAUGCAGGUUUGGAGGAGAAGCCCCCAGAAGAUGUUGCCUUCACAGAACCAGAGGCCCCUGCCAAGGAAAUGCAGCAGCUGGAGAUUGCAGUCGAGGAUGAAAAGGAAGUAGACACAUCAGAGGUUGCAGCCAAUCCACAGGGCACAGAAGAGGGUUCAGAGGUCACUGAGCCUCCUCACCAAGAGAACAUAACUGCUGUGGAGGAGUCAAACGCACCAGCGCAGGAGGAGGCAGAGAAAGAGAAAGACGAAGAAGAAGAGCAAGAGCGCUACAGAAAUCUCAAGGUGACACUGACACUACCGGAGCAAGAUAACGUUGUUCCAAAGAAGGAAGAUGAUGAGAAGCCCACAGAGAAGGAGAAGCUGAACGCAGAAGAUGAGAAGACGGUUCCAGACAAAGCCAAGGAUGACAAAGAGAGGGAUUCGGACUCGGGGGGCAGCUCAGCUGCAGAUAACAGCAGUGUGGACCUAAAUCUGUCCAUCUCUAGCUUUCUGUCCAAAACAAAGGAGCCAGGAUCCAUUUCCAUACAGGACAACAAGCGCCAGAAGAAGACGUUGAAAAAGACUCGCAAAUUCAUUGUGGACGGAGUGGAAGUUAGCGUGACUACAUCAAAGAUCAUCACUGAUAAUGACACCAAGAACGAGGAGAUGAGGUUCUUGAGACGCCAGGAGCUGAGGGAGCUGCGUUUCCUGCAGAAGGAGGAGCAGAGGGCCCAGCAGCAGCUCAGCAACAAGCUGCAGCAGCAGAAGGAGCAGAUCUACCGGCGCUUUGAGCAGGAGACCACGAGUAAGAAGCGUCAGUACGACCAGGAGGUGGAGAACCUGGAGCGGCAGCAGAAGCAGACCAUCGAGAGGCUGGAGCAGGAGCACACCAACCGGCUCAGGGACGAGGCCAAGCGCAUCAAAGCCGAGCAGGACAAAGAGCUGUCCAAGCACCAGAACAUGCUGAAGAACCGCAAGAAAGAGGAACAAGAGUUCCUUCAGAAGCAGCAGCAGGAUCUGGACACGGCUCUGAAGAAGAUCAUCCAGCAGCACAAACACGAGCUGGCCACCAUCGAGAGGGACUGCCUCAACCACAAGCAGCAGCUGCUCCGAGCGCGGGAGGCUGCCAUGUGGGAGCUGGAAGAGCGCCAUCUGCAGGAGAAACACCAGCUGUUCAAGCAGCAGCUCAAAGACCAGUACUUUAUGCAGAGACAUCAGCUGCUGAAGAGACACGAGAAGGAGAUGGAGCAGAUGCAGCGCUACAACCAGCGUCUGAUCGAGGAAAUGAAGAACAAGCAGACGCAGGAGAGAACCAGGCUGCCCAAGAUCCAGCGCAGCGACGCCAAGACCCGCAUGGCCAUGUUCAAGAAGAGCAUCCGUAUCACUGGAGCCGCCAUCACCCCAGAGCAGGAGAGGGAGAAGGUCAAACAGUUUGCAGCUCAGGAAGAGAAGAGGCAGAAGAAUGAGAGGCUCCAUCAGCAUCAGAAACAUGAAAACCAGAUGAGAGACCUGCAGCUGCAGUGUGACGCCAACAUCCGAGAGCUUCAGCAGCUCCAGAAUGAGAAGUGCCACUUACUCAUUGAACACGAGACCCAGAAGCUGAAGGAACUGGACGAGGAGCACAGUCUGGAGCUCAAGGAGUGGAGGGAGAAGCUGCGGCCGAGGAAGAAGGCCCUGGAGGAGGAGUUUUCCAGGAAGCUGCAGGAACAGGAAGUGUUCUUUAAGAUGAGCGGCGAAUCAGAGUGCCUUAACCCGUCCAGCCAGAGCCGCAUCUCCAAGUUCUACCCCAUCCCCACUGUCCACUCCACAGGCUUCUAGCAGACGUGCACACGGGAACGAUGGGCACGAUGAGCGUGCACACACACACACACACACACACACUCAGUACAGACCGAACCAAGUUGCCUUGCCCUCUUUCUCUGGAGACUGUUGGGAGGCUGUGGGAAGCAUUUCUAUCUCUGGACUUUGCUCCUCAGUCUGCACUCUCCUUUUGUUUCUGUCGGCAUAUUUUCAAACUAUUACAGAUAUUUUGAAGGAUAAUUUCACGUUCAGUGUUCAGUGAAGUAGCCCUUCCGUGAGUAAUAGUUUUUUAUGAACUCCGGUGCCUGUAGAACUAAUUUUGUUUGGCUGUGAAAUUCAUCAUUUACAGGAACCUUUGUUUCUUAUUUAGACAUUUAUCUGAAGGCCCUGAAAAGAUGAGGUAUGGUGGUGAUCCAGGCUGUUUUGUAACUAAGUGUUGUGAGUAGACAGUCAGCACUGGUUGCUAAGCGAUACUAAGGUACUAAGGUUUCCACCAACCUCCACCUGGAGGCACAUAAACACUGAGAUCAGACUUCCUCUCAAGGCUUCUGUACAUUUGAAUUAAAAAAAAAACAAUUUUAUACAGCUUAAACAAUUUAAACGAUUUUUUUGAUUUCUAUUUGAUGAUAACAUAGAAUGCAUUUGGCUAAAGGAGACGGAUCCUUUUGUUGAGGUGAGUCCUGCUGAAGAAAUGAUUCAGUUUAUUAGAUGAAAUCCUCUUUGGUGUGUUUAGACGUUUAGCUUGUGAUGAGUAGCGCUUGAGAUGCGGGUUUCAGGAACCUUUUCCUGCAGACACGAUUCCUGCUUUCAGGGGUUUCUCCAGAAGGCAUUCAGCAUGCAGUAGAGACGAGCGUCCGUGGGUCUUCUUUUCUUUCUUUAGCUACCAACCAGUUAUAGCCAAGCAAAAGAGAUGCAUGUUUCAUUGACUCCGGAAGUUAUGUAACUUGAAUUUCCAUUUCCAACUUCCAUCUUCUUAUUGAAAAACUGUUUGCAUGGUCCCGCUAGCUAAUAGCCUUCAUAAUGAACAUAUAAUGUGUUCUGCUGUGUGACUGAAGAAACAAAGACGACAUGAGCUCCCAGCUUUUGGUUUAUGCGGGCUGAUGUAUUGCAAUGACGCCGUGUUGAUGCACUUAGGAACUAGACUGGUGAUUGGUUCGGUGCAUCGUCUCCUUUUCUUUCUGAUUGGCUACUAAAAGGUAUUUAACAACUAAACCAGCGGAAGAAUGUUGCAGCUCCUGCAGAACUUCCUCAGCAGCUCCUUCUAUGGAAGCACCGUGUUCACUCCUUCAGUACUGCUCUGUCCGUUAGUUUGAUUCUACACACAAAAAGGUCAAUGGAUGACGUUCUAAAUGAAAACUAUGAUAUCCAUAUCAAAAUCAUGAUGUGUUUAUUAAAAUAAAUGUUUUCUUAGAGUAGAUGUGUCAUAUUGAUGUUCAUAGUGCUGUAAAUAAAAAAUGUUUCCUCUGUACUACA
Pungitius pungitius (ninespine stickleback) is the source of this 5122-nucleotide messenger RNA. It is a transcript of the gene slkb, whose product is annotated as STE20-like kinase b. The transcript is spliced from 18 exons. Lineage: Eukaryota; Metazoa; Chordata; Actinopteri; Perciformes; Gasterosteidae. The record is from RefSeq and is a predicted model, not a curated record. Gene Ontology annotation, molecular function: ATP binding; protein serine/threonine kinase activity; protein binding. Gene Ontology annotation, biological process: protein phosphorylation. Bases 650 to 3667 code for a protein of 1005 amino acids.